Messenger RNA from Homo sapiens (human), 1440 nucleotides. Its product is annotated as G patch domain-containing protein 8-like. The record is from RefSeq and is a predicted model, not a curated record. The transcript has 2 exons. NCBI's taxonomy places the organism in Eukaryota, Metazoa, Chordata, Mammalia, Primates, Hominidae. Bases 87 to 1340 code for a protein of 417 amino acids.
AGGGUGUGGGGUGGCUGGGGAUGGCGUGAGGUCCAGGGAACAGGAGGGGCUCUCGUGCACCAGCGUGGGUGGAGAAAUCAAACAGGAUGAAGCCUCGACAGAAAGAACAGGACACGAGACUGAGGAAGCUCCGAGAGAGCAGCGAGGGAGACCAGUGGCUGGAAAAUGAGAAAACAAAGCCACUGAGGCCCCAGCAGCAGCCCCAGUGCCAACCAGCAGGGGGCACAGGACAGAGAAGAGGAAGCGGCAGCAGCCCCAGCGCCGACCAGCAGGGGGCACAGGACAGAGAAGAGGAAGCGGCAGCAGCCCCAGCGCCGACCAGCAGGGGGCACAGGACAGAGAAGAGGAAGCCGCAGCAGCCCCAGCGCCGACCAGCAGGGGGCACAGGACAGAGAAGAGGAAGCCGCAGCAGCUCCAGCGCCGACCAGCAGGGGGCACAGGACAGAGAAGAGGAAGCGGCUGCAGCCCCAGCGCCGACCAGCAGCGGGCACAGGACAGAGAAGAGGAAGCCGCAGCAGCCCCAGUGCCGACCAGCAGCGGGCACAGGACAGAGAAGAGGAAGCGGCUGCAGCCCCAGCGCCGACCAGCAGCGGGCACAGGACAGAGAAGAGGAAGCCACAGCAGCCCCAGUGCCGACCAGCAGCGGGCACAGGACAGAGAAGAGGAAGCGGCUGCAGCUCCAGUGCCAACCAGCAGGGGGCACAGGACAGAGAAGAGGAAGCCGCAGCAGCCCCAGCCGCCAACCAGCAGGGGGCACAGGACAGAGAAGAGGAAGCCGCAGCAGCCCCAGCGCCGACCAGCAGCGGGCACAGGACAGAGAAGAGGAAGCGGCUGCAGCCCCAGCGCCGACCAGCAGGGGGCACAGGACAGAGAAGAGGAAGCCGCAGCAGCCCCAGCGCCGACCAGCAGGGGGCACAGGACAGAGAAGAGGAAGCGGCUACAGCCCCAGCGCCGACCAGCAGGGGGCACAGGACAGAGAAGAGGAAGCCGCAGCAGCCCCAGCGCCGACCAGCAGCGGGCACAGGACAGAGAAGAGGAAGCGGCUGCAGCUCCAGUGCCAACCAGCAGGGGGCACAGGACAGAGAAGAGGAAGCGGCUGCAGCUCCAGUGCCAACCAGCAGGGGGCACAGGACAGAGAAGAGGAAGCGGCAGCAGCCCCAGUGCCGACCAGCAGCGGGCACAGGACAGAGAAGAGGAAGCCGCAGCAGCCCCAGCGCCGACCAGCAGCGGGCACAGGACAGAGAAGAGGAAGCGGCAGCAGCCCCAGCGCCGACCAGCAGCGGGCACAGGACAGAGAAGAGGAAGUGAGGAAAUGGAAGAAGAGGGUUGACCUGAGCUGAAGGACAUGAACUUCCACGUGAAAUAGCCCCAGGGCCGGGCACAGUGGCGCACGCCUGUAAUCCCAGCACUUUGGGAGUCUGAGGCAGGAGGAUUCCUUGA